CAUAGCGGUGCGAGGAAAAAGGAGAGGAGGGGGAGAAGAAAGAGGAAUUAAAAAAGAAAAGGAAGAAAGAGACAGGGAGGGCGGAGGGAGAGCGGGCGAUAAAAAAAGAAAGAUGACAUCCUCCGGGCUGAGCGGCCGAGGUGGAGCGAUGGGCUGCGGCCCGGCGACAGCGCCUCUCGCCCGGGCCACGGCUUGAACCCGACGCCGAGGCUUCGACUAACACCCGAGUGGCCUAGUGAGGGGACAUCGGGAAAAAUAUAGAUCCUCCAAAAUUAAAAAAAAGCAGCAAAGCAUGGGCUGCGGUGCCGCCAGACGCGACUUCCCAGAUGUGCUUCUGUGCGUAAAAGGCACAUUUGUUUUACGCAGAUUGUUGUUUUUUUUUGCUGAAGUGUGACACCGAGCUGUGCGUGGGUUGUUGUUUUUUCCUGCAGGGGUUGGUUGUGUAUCUUAAGGAAGUUUUUUAGCUGUUGGUUUGAUCAGGGAGAUUUGAUGAAUUAAAGUUAGGAAGCAAAGUGAAAGGAGGACCAGGCCUGCUCCACCACCACCACCACCACCACCACCUCCCAGUGAGCACACGGUUACCCAACAGCUGCGUGCAUGUUCAUGUCGGAGCACUAGGCCUCCUCCAUGAGAACAGCGCACAUUUCUGCAGAGCACUUCAUCCACGUUUUGCAGGAGCGAGUCCCCGGAGGCCGUGGAUCCAUCGCUGGGCCCCAGUCGCACCAUGCACAGGAUCGCAAUCAGGAACUGACUUUAUAAUCUCCCAUCGCCGUGGCGCAAAAUGGAUGCUGCUUGGAGCAAUUUCCUCUUCCAGCAUACUCCCACCCAAAACCAAGUGGAGGGGAGUCUCCAAUCAGAGCUCAUGUCUGUGCAUACGAGUUCUCCCCAAACCCCACCCACCGAGCACAUAGCACAGCCUCCUUCUACUGUGGACACUGCUGCCCUCAAUGAGGAUCCCCUGCCCGUGAAGCCAGUGUCUCGGCCGACCCGCGUGCCCCACAUCUGUGCCAUCUGCAACAAGCAGUUCAAGAACAACUACAACCUGCGGCGGCACCAGUCGGUCCACACUGGGGUACGCAUGAAGGACAGGGCCAGAGCGCAGGCGGAGGGGGCAAAGGAGGGAGCAGCCUGCCAGGUGGCGGUGGCGGCCCCGUCGGCGAUGGCGGUGGGGGCCGGAGGGAGGACGGAGAGGCCCACUGUUCCCCUCUCCCUGCUCCACCUCUCCGCGCCACUCCCUCUCGCCCCUCCCGGCGUGCUGGUGGGUGCACAGCAGCCUCCCCUGGGUAGUCAGGAUGGUGAAGGGGUUGCCAUGCCAAACCUAAUGGCUAGUGUUAACCCCCAUGCUCCGCCUCCUGCUGCUGUCGUCAUGGCCACAGGGGCGACAGUACAGCGGCCCUCGAAUCCCAACCCCAACCCGGUGAGGAAGAACCACGCCUGCGAGACGUGCGGGAAGGCCUUCCGCGACGUCUACCACCUCAACCGCCACCGCCUGUCGCACUCGGACGAGAAGCCGUUCCACUGUCCCAUCUGCCAGCAGCGCUUCAAGAGGAAGGACCGCAUGAGCCACCACGUGCGCUCCCACCAGGGUGGAGUGGAAAAACCCUACGUCUGCCCCCACUGUGGCAAGGCUUUCUCCAGGCCGGACCACCUGAACAGUCACGUCCGACAGGUGCACUCCUCAGAGCGACCUUUCAAAUGCCCGACCUGUGAGUCCAGCUUUGCCACGAAGGAUCGAUUGCGUGCUCAUAUGAUUCGCCACGAGGAGAAGGUCCCCUGCCACAUCUGUGGGAAGCUCCUGUCUGCUGCUUACAUCACGGAUCACAUGAGGGUGCACAACCAGUCGCAGCACCACGCCUGCCACCUGUGUAACCGCAGCUUCACCACGCUGACGUACCUCCGUGUCCAUGCCCAGAAGCACCACGGCCAGGAGUGGAAAGACAGUCCGGGGGGCUUUGGCGGCACAGCCUCCGGCGGCGUACUCGUCUGCCACUUGUGUGGCAUCCACUGCAAGACGCCCACACAGCUCCAGGGGCACAUGGGCACCCAUGGCAACAACCACGGUGCCCCGAGCCCCGUCAACUCUAACGUGGCUGCCGGCAGCUCCAUCUCCCUUAGCAACAUGGGGACAGCACCCACUGUGUAUGUCACCGGCAACACGGUGGUGGACCUGCUCGUCACAGACUGCUCUAGCAUUGCAGCACCGCAGCAGCACAGUUAGCAAUAGAGAGGCCAGCAAUAAUAACCUCAGUCCCUUAGCGGAGGGCAAGGUUAGAGAAGGUCGGAGUUACUCGUAGAUGCUGAUCCGGUUUCAGUUCUGUCAUGUCCCCCACUUCUAGGUAAGGUCAGGAUCGAGGGUGGGGGAGAUUAACACAGCGCUGCGGAGCUGGAGCGUCGGAGAACCGGAGGCAGAGGAUAUGUUAUAUUAAUAGAGCGAUGAAGUCAUGGAAAAAGGGACCGUUGUGGCUGCAGCAGGUUCACAGACACUUAACGACAAACAUGGAUGUGUCGUCCAAAUAUUCCUGAAUGCUCUCGUGCAUUAAAGACUCCAAUGAAACUGU
Molecule: messenger RNA, 2558 nt
Organism: Limanda limanda (common dab)
Lineage: Eukaryota; Metazoa; Chordata; Actinopteri; Pleuronectiformes; Pleuronectidae
Gene: mazb
Product: MYC-associated zinc finger protein b (purine-binding transcription factor)
Exons: 7
Coding region: 782-2218 (478 amino acids)
Biological process (GO): regulation of transcription by RNA polymerase II
Cellular component (GO): nucleus
Molecular function (GO): DNA-binding transcription factor activity, RNA polymerase II-specific; RNA polymerase II transcription regulatory region sequence-specific DNA binding
Source: RefSeq, a predicted model, not a curated record